AUGCCACUUGAACAAGUGCUUAUGCAAAUCAAGGAUGACCCAUCCUUGAAGUGGCCAGAGAAAAUGAAAAGAGAUCCCAAAAAGCGCAAUAGGAACAAGUAUUGCCGCUUCCAUAGAGACCAUGGGCAGGACACGGACAAGUGUUUUGAUUUGAAGCAGCAGAUAGAGAAUCUCAUCAGAAAAGGAAAAUUGAGAAAUUUUCUUGGACAAGAUAACAAGGACGAGAAGUUGAAGGUGAAGGUAGAAGAAUUGUCACGACCCCCACUUGGAGAAAUAAGAGUUAUUAUAGGAGGAAUUUCGAUAGGACAAUCUUCCAAGUCAAGAAAGACUUACCUAAAGGUGGUCCAAAACAUCCAACUGUUUGGACGAUCUCCAAGGACGAGAGGAACGGACAAGCAAGCCAUUACAUUCAAGGACGAGGAUGCUAAAAGAGUCCACCACCCACAUGAUGACGCGAUUGUCAUCACCUUGCUCAUUGCUUACUAUACGACUAGAAGAGCGUUGGUAGACAAUGGGAGUUUAGUGGACAUCUUGUAUUACCCCGCCUUCCAACAAAUGAAGCGUAAACGAGAUUAG
This is a messenger RNA of Quercus robur (English oak), 576 nucleotides long. RefSeq lists its product as uncharacterized. NCBI's taxonomy places the organism in Eukaryota, Viridiplantae, Streptophyta, Magnoliopsida, Fagales, Fagaceae. The coding region runs from base 1 to 576 and encodes 191 amino acids. The record is from RefSeq and is a predicted model, not a curated record. The transcript has a single exon.